Trypanosoma cruzi is the source of this 1686-nucleotide messenger RNA. RefSeq lists its product as uncharacterized. The coding region runs from base 1 to 1686 and encodes 561 amino acids. The record is from RefSeq and is a predicted model, not a curated record. The transcript has a single exon. Lineage: Eukaryota; Euglenozoa; Kinetoplastea; Trypanosomatida; Trypanosomatidae.
AUGGCGCGAGGGCGGCGUGAGUCAUCAGCGGUGGCGGCAUCAUCAUCUUCUUCUAAAUCGCCGCCAGGGAAGAAGGGGGGACGGAAACUGCCCGUUGUCAAGUCAACGUCCAUUGCCGCGGCGCUUCGACAGGCCUCUUGCGACUCUAACGAGAGCGCUGUGAUUUUGCGUGGCAAGGCGGGGGUGGGCGUCAAAGGGCAGGGUGCAUGCACGGCAGAUGUGCAGUCCCACCCGCAGGGCAGUCGUUUACGUCUGCAGCAAUCGGCACCACAAAUCAGCUUUUGGAAGGGUAUUUGUCGACCGACCUUGUUGGUGCAGGCGCUUGCUAAAAUUGGAACACUGGUAGAGGCGGAGACCGCGUUGCUUUUUGCCAAUUCUAGGGUGCGAUACCCGUUUUCGGCGCUAACCGUGGAACGAGUGUUGACGGCAAUCCAAGCUAUUGUUGAUGCCGCUGAGCUUUUACGGACGGUUGGAACCGAUGGCAACCGUGCCGUAUUUUCGAACGACGCAAUGUGCCAAAGGUGGAGAGUCAUAAGGAAGCUGAUUGAACUGGCUGAAGCUGCAGUGCCCAUGAAGGUGUCUCUCCUUGCCGGUUCUACCACCGCAUGCGAAAGCGUCACGGCGGGUCUGCCCCCAGUUAGCCUUUGGGCCUUGAAUGGGCGUUUGAAAUGUUUGCAACGUCUUUUGCAGCUGCGUGAGUGUCACUCACGCAUUAUCUCUACGCUCCGCCUGUGCAAAACGAGAAAUGAGGUGUCUGCCGCUCUCUUUGGUCCCUCCAUGAUUGAGGCUGCCACCAUAGAGCCGAUGCCUGGCGUGGCCUAUUGGCAUCAAGGGGAGCAAUGUGUGAUUAAGGGUUUAAUGGCAGAGGUGAAUGACAUAACUCCCUGCAGUGAAUCAUGGGGUCCCUCGUCCAUCACGCCGCUUCGUGUUGCCGGUGGGUCUUAUGUCCUUCACAAGCAUUCCCGUUUUGAGACCCUGGCGUGUUUAUUGAGAGUUGCAGAGUUUAUUGGUCUACCUCCCUUUUUGCGCUCCAUCCGCAUUGCCGGUGGAAGAUCGCGUGUAUUUCAACCACAGCCAUCCAAAAUGAAAUCAGUGGAUGAUGGCUCGCUGCAUAUUUACAAGGAAUCCCUGCCGCUUCUUUUCCCGUCAUCGGACGACUUGGACCCGCGACACUUUGAGGCUCCGGCUUCCAACCAUGCGCAGCUUGUGCAGGAAGAACUUGUUAAAUUGGCGGGUCAGCACUGCUGCUUUGGUGCAUUGGUGGGCGAAGCAGACCAAGUGGUGGCUUUGCUCCAUGAAAGCGCGGCGUGUCUACAACGGCGAAAGAUGGCGUCGUGUGACGAGAGGACGGUGGCGAUAAAGGUUGAACGGGAAGAGGACGACGGCGGCGACAGACCCCUGCAGCGGGGGGUGAUGGAUGCAUCAGGCGACGAUCCGCUCCGUGCCUACGCCGAAUUGCUUCUGCAGGCUGCGAAGGAGGAAAACAGUAAACAGAACCGGGUGCGUUGGCUUUACGGUAACCGUUGGAGCCCUACGAUGUCUUACUACGCAUUGGUAAUUGCCGCGGCGCUACCCCACAAAACCAAUGACGUAAUGGAGGCAGAGGAAGACAGGGAGGCAGGGCGUAGAGUUGAUUUUGUGGCGUCGUAUUAUGUAGCCGCCGUUUUAGAACUCACACGUUUUUAG